AUGAGUCGACCAGUAGUGCGCGAGUUGCGGCAGAACCCCCCCCCUGCACUCGUGACGGGAACCAGACGUUACGCUAAGCCCGCCCGCUACGCGGCCUUCGUCCACGUCCAAGCUUUGAAGAGCUCGCCCCAGGUUCCGUGUUGUUUCCGGACAGUUCACGGAAAGGAACGCUUCUCUGACAUCUCAGCGUUGGAUCUUCUGUUCGUUUCCCAGACACAGCGUGGCGCGAACGGUUCACGGCUGUGCGCGUUUUUCCGUCCUCCGACGUCUGCGCGGCUGUCGACUCGCGAGGCUGCACUCGCGAAGCGAGGUGGGAGGGAGAGAGCAGGAAAAGGCAGACAUCCGGGAAAGGACAUCCGACCCAGGACGAUGGAAGAGAACAACGUUCCAAAGAGCAACGCGCCAGGCGCGCAAGGGGACGGGGCAGCCGACGUGGAGGUUGGCGCGCGGCAGGAUCCGAAGUCGCUGAAGCGAGAGCAGAAUACCUUGGUGCCCGCCGUGUCGGCGGCGCACACGUAUCGGUCUUCGCUUGACCACGGUGACGGCCGCCUGCGGAGUGGGAGCAGAGCUGCAGCCUUGAACAGGCGCAUGGAGAGCAACAUCUUCCUCGGGCGCAUCCACCCCUCAAGACAGCCGGGCCGAGUCAGCGGUGGAGAGAUCCAGCUGCACAGCCCAUUGAGUGCAGAAGCAUAUGGCCUUGCUCCGACAAUCCGAAUUGGACCGGACGGAGAAUUCCACCCUUUGGCGGGAGUAGCAGAGGGCGGCGGCGCGGUGGCAGAGAAUGCGGAGGAGUAUCAGAAUCCACAAGGGGUUUGCGAGCGGAUCAUUUUCAAUAUGCAAAAGUGUUUGUGUGAGUUCUUUGCGACUAUGAUUAUUGUCAGUGCGGUCGCCUUCGGUUUAGCGAAGGCUGAAGGGGAGAAAGCAGCGCCGUUUUCAAUCACCAGCACUAUUUUCGCUCUGAUCACGUUGUUCAAAGAUAUCAGCGGAGCUCAUUUCAAUCCAGCGGUGUCGUGCACAAUCUUUAUGACAGACCCGCGUUUCACUUUGGUGGAUCUGCUGAGCUACGUAUGCGCCCAACUGUUAGGUGGCAUCGUGGGAGCGUUCAUUGGUUACGGCAUCAUGGGCAAGGCACUCGAUAUCCUACCGUUAGAUCCUGGGAUGAGCGCCAGCCGUCAGCUGUUUCACGAAGUCAUUCCGACGAUGGUCAUGAUCUACGCUGUCCUCGCGCUCGUUUUCGGGUCUGGAGUGACAUGGGAGUUGACAAUUCCCUUUGUCGUUAGUGCGUGUAUAUUGGCGGGAGCCUUCGCUGGGGCGACGAUGAAUCCCGCUGUCACCUUCGGUAUCUUUGUCUCAAACAUCUGCACGAAGAACACCAACAUUGAUGUAGACGCACUAAUGGUAACUUUGUUUGGGCCGUUUCUGGGAGGUAUGUUCGCCUUUGUGGGAUAUAUCGCUACGCAUGCGUACCACAAUCCUGUCCCGCUCCGCUUCCUUAACUUCAAGGGGACCUAA
Molecule: messenger RNA, 1512 nt
Organism: Besnoitia besnoiti
Lineage: Eukaryota; Apicomplexa; Conoidasida; Eucoccidiorida; Sarcocystidae
Product: aquaporin 1
Exons: 7
Coding region: 1-1512 (503 amino acids)
Biological process (GO): transmembrane transport
Cellular component (GO): plasma membrane
Molecular function (GO): water channel activity
Source: RefSeq, a predicted model, not a curated record